Messenger RNA from Oryzias melastigma (Indian medaka), 3176 nucleotides. RefSeq names its product chitin synthase chs-2-like. Gene Ontology annotation, molecular function: chitin synthase activity. The transcript has 16 exons. The record is from RefSeq and is a predicted model, not a curated record. Bases 36 to 3176 code for a protein of 1046 amino acids. Gene Ontology annotation, cellular component: cell periphery; cell septum. NCBI's taxonomy places the organism in Eukaryota, Metazoa, Chordata, Actinopteri, Beloniformes, Adrianichthyidae.
GCAUCUUUAAGAACAUAAAAGAGAAGUUCUUCAAAAUGCAGCAGCAAGUUCCUGAUCAGAAAGUCAUUAAAACGCCAUAUGGAGGUCGUCUUGUUGUUACCAUGCCUCAGGGGAACAACAUUGUGGUUCACUUCAAAAACAAAGACCUCAUUCGCCAUAAGAAAAGAUGGUCUCAGGUUAUGUACCUGUACUAUCUCCUUGGCUGGAAACUCAAUACCAAAUACUACCAACUAUGGAAGAAAGGGCACAGUGAAGACCAGAUCAGACUUAACCUUCAGGUACAAAACACCUAUCUCCUGGCCUUGGAUGGGGACACAGACUUUCAGCCUGCUGCUGUUAUGCUGCUUGCUGAUCGCCUCAAAAUGUACCCUCAAGUUGGUGCAGCGUGUGGGAGAAUUCACCCCACUGGAUCAGGUCCAGCUGUUUGGUUCCAGAAGUUUGAGUAUGCUGCCAGUCACUGGCUUCAGAAGACAGCUGAGCAUGUGUUUGGAAGUGUGUUGUGCAGCCCCGGUUGCUUCAGCCUCUUUAGAGCUGAGGCGCUGAUGGAUGACAAUGUGAUGAGGAGAUAUGCCACCAAGUCCACCGAGGCAAUCCACUACGUCCAGUACGAUCAAGGUGAGGAUCGUUGGCUGUCCACUCUGAUGCUAAAGCAAGGGUGGCGAGUAGAGUACAACGCAGCUUCGGAUGCAUACACCAAUGCACCAGAGGACUUCAAAGAACUGUACAACCAGCGACGACGAUGGGGUCCAUCUACCAUGGCCAAUAUAGUGGAUGUGUUGGGAUCAGCCUCUUUGAUUUCCAAGAAGAACAGCUCUAUGUCCAAGCCUUUUAUGCUUUACCAGCUUUUUGCCGUCAUUUCAGGCAUUCUUGCACCUGCUACCAUCUGUCUCAUGAUAGCAGGGAGUUUGUCAUUCAUCUUUAACAUCCAUUCUGCUAUCUCCCUGGUCCUCGCUGUGGUUCCUCCAACUAUCUACUUGGGUCUUUGCUUUAAGCUAAAGCCAGAUACUCAGAUCAGUAUCGCAGCUGUUUUGAGCAUCAUCUAUGCAAUCAUGAUGAUGGUGGUAACAAUGUCCAUCAUUGGGUCAAUGGUGAAAGAGCAAACCAUUCUGACACCAAGCAGUAUUUUUAUCACAGUUAUGUCUGGCAUUUACAUAAUCACCGGAAUACUGCACCCUCAGGAAGUGCAUCUGUUGUUCUACGGUGUCCUCUACAUCAUUUGCAUUCCUAGCGCUUACCUUCUGCUCACCAUCUACUCCAUGGUAAACAUGAACGUUGUCUCUUGGGGAACCAGAGAAACAAAACCAGCUGUUGGGGCUGCACCCACAACCAAGCAAACACGUACACAGAAAGGAUGGAUAGAACAACUGCAGAAAAUGUCUUCUGACAUGAGACUGACGGACGAGCAUCUUGAUGAGGAAGAAGAAAACUUCUGGAAAGAACUGCUGCAGAGGUACCUUUAUCCUCUCCCAAACAACAAAGAGAGUCAAGAAAAGAUGCAUGAUGAGCUGCGUUCUCUGAGAAACAAAAUCACAUUUUGCUUUUUCUUCCUGAAUGCUUUGUGGCUGGUGUCGACCUUUGUCUUCCAAGUCUUUGAAGUCUUCAAAAUCUCAGUAAAAAUUGUGGAUCUCAGCUUAGAGGAAACCGGAGGAGUCAUCGAGAUUGAUCCUGUCGGUCUCAUGUUCAUUCUGGGAUUUGCCUUGUCAGUUUUGCUGCAGUUUGUUGGGAUGUUUUACCACAGAGUCAACACCCUCAUUCAUUACAUAGCUUUUCUGGGAACUGAAGGAGAAAAUAAAACCCUUAAUGUAAAAGAAGACGACACCUCUGAGGAUUCAUUCCACAUCCCUGCAGAAUCUGACUCCGCCUCUGAAUUUUCAUUCGCCACCUCUCAUUACACGCUCUCAGACUACGAUGGUUCAGACUCCAUCUAUGAGGCUUCAAGUGUUGGCACGUUGGUCCGGCUGGCGAGCGUGGGUUUUGGGGGUUCGGGGAUCCAGGCUGGGUGCCCAGGAUUGGGUCCGCAGGUGCGGCUGGUGAGGGUGGGCGAUGGGGGUUCGGGGGAUCUGGGCUGGGUGUCCAGGAUUGGGUCCGCAGAUGCGGCUGUGUUCUUGGCCAGGGAUGAGUCCACGGGGCUGCAGGGGCUCAUCUCUGGAGAAAAAACUUGGGAAUUUUUCAAGAUUUUUCGGCACCCGCCGUUCACCAGGGAUGAGUCAGCCCAGCUGCUUUUGGACUCAUCCCUGGUGAACGCCGAAUUUCGACGUCCACCAAACGACCAUGGGAACGAUUUCAGAAACCUGUUUUUCGGAAACAGGGUACAUCCGGGCACGGGCCGGCCGACCCCCCAGCUCCCUCCGGCCACCCCGGGAGGCCUCAGAAGUGGGCUUGUCCGGGCCGAAAGCCCCCCUCCGCCCCUCCAGCGGGUCCGCUUGUCUCUCCAGCUGCACCGACCAACCGGCACUCUCUGCCUGCCCUCGGAGAGCCCCCGCCUGGCCCGGCGUCGCGCCGUUUCCAUGGUGGCGGGCCACUCCGUCCCGCAGGAGUGGUUUCUAUACGGGGUUUUCCUGCCUGCCCCCCCUGCCCCCCUGAUGGUGGCCCCGGGUUUGCCGCCUAGGCCGCCCGUCCGCCGCGACCCUCUGGGUAGCGAGACCGAGACGCCCCGUCUGUCCCAGCCGUCCCACAAUGGCACCUGCUGCCUGCGCUCUCUCCACCUCCACCGGCCGCACCACCCGAUCCGGCGCCUCGGCACCAGGCCCGGACUCGGACAGGGAGGGGAGGACGUACGAACGAGCACGGAGCGGGGCCGCUCAAACUAUACUUGGAUAACUGUGUCACUUCUAGAGCUAAUACAUGCAAAUGUGCGCCGACCCUUGCAGGGAUGGGUGCAUUUAUCAGACCCAAAACCCAUGCGGGGCCGCUCCUCCGGCCGUGCCCUGUCCGCUUUGGUGACUCUAGAUAACCUGGAGCCGAUCGCUGGUCUUCCGUGGCAGCGACGUCUCUUUCGAAUGUCUGCCCUAUCAACUUUCGAUGGCACUUUCUGUGCCUACCAUGGUGACAACGGGAAACGGGGAAUCAGGAUUCGAUUCCGGAGAGGGAGCCUGAGAAACUGCUACCACAUCCAAGGAAGGCAGCAGCAGCGCAAAUUACCCACUCCAAUACAGGACUCUUUCAAGGCCCUGUAA